This is a messenger RNA of Brachypodium distachyon (stiff brome), 903 nucleotides long. Its product is annotated as outer envelope pore protein 16-3, chloroplastic/mitochondrial. Gene Ontology annotation, molecular function: transmembrane protein transporter activity. Gene Ontology annotation, cellular component: TIM22 mitochondrial import inner membrane insertion complex. The record is from RefSeq and is a predicted model, not a curated record. The transcript has 3 exons. Bases 168 to 614 code for a protein of 148 amino acids. Gene Ontology annotation, biological process: protein insertion into mitochondrial inner membrane. Lineage: Eukaryota; Viridiplantae; Streptophyta; Magnoliopsida; Poales; Poaceae.
CUUCGGCAACCCCGCGGCCGAGCAUCGCCGAGCCGAGGCCACUUCGCCCGUCUCACUCACACCCGCCGCACUCCCACGACGCGAUCCCCGUACUCCCCGACCAUUUCUCCGCCUCCGCCUCGGCACGCCGUCGCCAGCACAAGCUGCGCAGGUUUCCCAAGGGAGCGAUGGAGGAUGACUCGCCGGUGGUGAAGACGGCGAAGGGCGCGAUGACGGGGCUGGCCGCGGGCACCAUCUGGGGCACCAUCGUCGCCACCUGGCACGACGUGCCUCGGGUGGAGCGCCACGUGGCGCUCCCUGGCCUCAUCCGGACCGUCAAGAUGUGCGGCAGCUACGGGGUCACUUUCGCUGCCGUCGGAGGGCUCUACAUCGGCGUGGAGCAGCUCGUGCAGGCGCAGCGGAAGAAGCGUGACUUCGUCAACGGGGCCAUCGGCGCCUUCGUCGCCGGCGCCACCGUAUAUGGCUACAGAGGGAGGAGCAUUAAGUCUGCUCUUAUUGGUGGUUCUAGCCUGGCAUUCACGUCUGCUGUGCUGGAUGUCGGUGGUAACACUACCAGAGUGGACAAUGGCAAAGCGUACCAUGCAUACACAACGGAAAAGAAGCCAGCUCAUUGAUCAAGGUUGUGUACUUGUAGCACAAAUCUUGCAAGCCAUCAGCUCGGUGAAUUUUUUAGCUGAUGCGUGCUCUUAUGCCUGUUUUGCUGAUGCACCCUGUUCCUUCGCAAAUCCAUGAUAACUUGUUUUGCUCGAGGGACCAAUACAACAGACGCGGAAUAAAUUUCUAUUUAUUUUCUUUUGCUUGAUUAUCGGUUAAAUAAUCACCCAUGACGUAUUAUACUGCCUUGAAUUGAGUCUCGUGCAGUGUGAAAUGCUGAAUUCUAUGAAUUGCUUGAGGUUCUUGGAU